This is a messenger RNA of Colletotrichum lupini, 177 nucleotides long. RefSeq lists its product as uncharacterized. Lineage: Eukaryota; Fungi; Ascomycota; Sordariomycetes; Glomerellales; Glomerellaceae. The transcript is spliced from 2 exons. The coding region runs from base 1 to 177 and encodes 58 amino acids. The record is from RefSeq and is a predicted model, not a curated record.
AUGUCGGUGGCCUCGUGUGUGUCCGCAACGAACGUCAGAUGUAGCAUAAAACAGUGUAUUGGGGUUCGAAACGAAACACGACAAAUACGGGUGAAAAGACAACCACCUACCGCUGGGAAGACGAGGUCGAAGCUAGGGUGGGCGAGCCCGAACCGGAAGACGAUGUCGUCGGCGUAG